Molecule: messenger RNA, 2049 nt
Organism: Exophiala mesophila
Lineage: Eukaryota; Fungi; Ascomycota; Eurotiomycetes; Chaetothyriales; Herpotrichiellaceae
Exons: 4
Coding region: 178-1848 (556 amino acids)
Source: RefSeq, a predicted model, not a curated record
AGAACCUAAGAUCUCGACCCCGCUCAAGUUUAAUCUUGUUGUUUCCUCUCCGUCCUAAUAAGAGAUUGAAUAUCAAACGUCGACGGAGCAUUUAUAUUUAUAUUUAUAUUCAAUUCAUACUUCAUACUUAUCUACCCCAACCCUCCCUCUCACUCAUCUCUAGCAUUGCACCCGAAAAUGGGCUCCAUAAACUCAGACUGGCAGACCAUCGUUGCCGCCAAACAGAAGAAGAGCCAAUCUCUGAUUCCCGAGGCAUGGAAGAUCCCCGAGUCCAUCAAAAAGGAAUUGAAGUACCCGCUCGAGGAAAAUGCCAACCGGAUCUUGGACCUCGACAUCCCUAAACGAUCAGGUAUUCUGUCGGAACGAGAAGUUGAAAUCACAGAGUCAAACACCGUCGCUGAACUCUUGUCCAAGCUGGCUUCGGGUGCAUACACUUCUCUGGAAGUGGCGACUGCAUUCUGUAAGAGGGCUGCGAUAGCUCAACAGUUGGUUUCAUGUCUCACUGAGACCUUUUUUGACCAGGCAAUUGCCCGUGCCAAAGAGUUGGACCAGGCCAAGGCUGACGGGAAACCUCUGGGUCCUCUACAUGGUCUUCCGAUCAGUAUGAAGGAUGGAUUCCAAAUCAAGGGUCUCGAAGCUAGUAUUGGCUAUGUCUCGUUCCUGGGAAAACUCUCCGAGGCCAAUUCACCCUUGGUCGACGUGUUGCUCGGUGCUGGCGCUGUUCUCUACUGCAAGACCAACAUCCCUAUGACGCUCAUGACGGCCGAUUCCCACAACAACAUCUUUGGCCGUGCCCUCAAUCCUCACAACACGGCCUUGAAUGCUGGAGGAUCGAGUGGCGGCGAAGGUGCUCUUGUUGCCAUGCGAGGGUCUCCUAUCGGAGUUGGCACUGAUGUUGCGGGUUCUAUUCGCAUCCCAUCGUUGUGCUGUGGUACCUAUGGGUUCAAACCCACAUCCUCCCGCAUUCCAUAUGGCGGCCAGGCCAUCCCCGGCUUGCCAGGCUUCAAGCCCAUUGUGGCAUCUGCCGGACCUUUGGCCAAUGACUUCGAGGCGCUAGAAAUCUUUGCUAAAGCCGUCAUCGACUCAACCCCUGCCCUGCUCGAUUCUACCGCGCUGGACGUCCCCUGGCGCACCCUCAAGCCAAUCACCAAUAGCCGUCUGAGGUUUGGUGUCUUGCCAGCUGAUCCCUUGUAUCCGUUGCACCCCCCAGUCAAGAGAGCGCUCGAAGAAGCUGUCAAGCUCAUCCAAGCCCAGGGGCAUGAGAUAGUUCAUUUGGAUGUCGGUGAGACGCGGGUUGCCGACGCAUGCGAGCUCUCAUUCGAGCUGUUCACUCUGACCCCAGGUGCUGCAAUGGGCCAUCUGAAGGCCAGUGGCGAGCCGCCAGUGCCUUCGGUCCUCGCCCAGACCGCCACAGCUAAUCAUGGAAAAUACAAGUUUAUUCCCGACUUCAAGCAUCUGGACAAGUUGCAUGAAUAUGCCGCUCUGUCCGUCAAGCGACAAGAGUACACUGAAGACUGGAGGAAACUAUGGAACCACCACAAGCUGGAUGCCAUCAUUGCACCAGCCGCACAGAACACUGCUGUGCCACAUGACACCUUUGGCUGGCCACCUUAUACCGUCCUCUUCAAUGUCCUCGAUUUUCCAUCCGUGGUCAUGCCGUUCAGUAAGGCUUCCAAGGAAAUUGAUAGCGAGCCAUUCCAGCCACAGCCUGGACAAGCUGGAACAAGCUACAUUCCUGAGCUUUUCGAUGGCGCCCCAGUCUCCAUACAGGUAGCCACCACUCGUAUGCGAGACGAAGAGGUCAUCAAUAUUUCUCGAGUGGUUGAUUCGAUUCUGAACAAGGCAUGAGGCAGUCGACAAGAUCUAGAGCAUGAUACGUACGCCACUGGUCAUUAAAUUAGGCUAUAAAACUCGUGUAACGUGGCUCAUCGAAUCGUCAGUAGUUUUUCGCAUCUUGGUGCAGCAAUGACUUUGUCGUAGCAGGCCAAAUUAUUAUUCACGGCAACGACGAAAAGCUCUCGGGACCAAGACCAGCCUUAGAGAUCAAAG